Medioppia subpectinata is the source of this 377-nucleotide messenger RNA. NCBI's taxonomy places the organism in Eukaryota, Metazoa, Arthropoda, Arachnida, Sarcoptiformes, Oppiidae. The record is from the annotation of a GenBank genome assembly.
AUGAGUAAAGACUGUUUCGACAGAUUUGGUGACGAUUUGAGUGAAGUAUUGUUGAGUUAUCUGUCAUUUGAGGACCGAUUCCGGUGUGAAAGUGUGUCCAAACAGAUCCAGAGAGUGAUAUUCAAGACACAAACCAAACUUAAUAUAAGGAAAAGCAAAAAGUUUAUAAGUGUUGGCGAAAAAUGUAAUGAUUUUACUGUAUUUGAAACUAUACUUCAAAAGUUGCCAAACAUUACUGAUGUGGACAUUAGCUACGAGUUUGACGCAAAUAAUCCGGUGAAUGCGAUGUGAAUGAGGAAAUCAUUAAUAAAUUUUUCGCACAUUUUGCCAAACAAUUGAAGAAAAUUAAAAUUAUGCUAAAUAUGGUUAAAUCGCUG